Tupaia belangeri chinensis (Chinese tree shrew) is the source of this 945-nucleotide messenger RNA. RefSeq names its product olfactory receptor 5D14. The transcript has a single exon. Gene Ontology annotation, molecular function: G protein-coupled receptor activity; olfactory receptor activity. Gene Ontology annotation, biological process: G protein-coupled receptor signaling pathway. The record is from RefSeq and is a predicted model, not a curated record. The coding region runs from base 1 to 945 and encodes 314 amino acids. NCBI's taxonomy places the organism in Eukaryota, Metazoa, Chordata, Mammalia, Scandentia, Tupaiidae. Gene Ontology annotation, cellular component: membrane.
AUGGCAAUGGCUGCAAGAAAUCUGAGUACAGAGACCACCUUUGCACUACUAGGUUUCACAGACUACCCAGAACUUCAGGUUCCUCUCUUCCUUGUGUUUCUGAUCAUGUACAUCAUCACUGUGGUAGGAAACCUUGGGAUGAUAGUACUCAUCAAGGCCAACCCCAAAUUUCACACUCCUAUGUACUUUUUCCUUAGUCAUCUUUCUUUUGUUGAUUUUUGUUACUCUUCCAUUGUUACUCCCAAGCUGCUUGAAAACUUGGUCAUGGCAGAUAAAGGCAUCUUCUACUUUAGCUGCAUGCUGCAGUACUUCCUUUCUUGCACUGCUGUGGUGACGGAGUCGUUCCUGCUGGCCGUGAUGGCCUAUGACCGCUUUGUGGCCAUCUGCAAUCCUCUGCUUUAUACAGUGGUCAUGUCACAAAGGCUCUGUGCCCUGCUUGUGGCUGGAUCUUAUCUCUGGGGUAUGUUCGGCCCCUUGGUACUCCUUUGUUACGCUCUCCAUCUAAACUUUUCUGGACAUAACGUAAUCAACCACUUUUUCUGUGAAUACACAGCUCUCAUUGCUGUCUCAAGCUCUAAUACACAUAUCCCUCACCUGCUCCUUUUUGGCUUUGCCACCUUCAAUGAGGUGAGUACACUACUGAUUAUACUCACAUCCUAUGUUUUUAUUUUUGUGACUGUGCUAAAAAUCCGUUCAGCCAGUGGACGCCGUAAAGCUUUCUCCACCUGUGCCUCCCACUUGACUGCCAUCACCAUCUUUCAUGGGACCAUCCUUUCUCUCUAUUGCGUGCCCAACUCCAAGAACUCUCGGCAGACAGUCAAAGUGGCCUCCGUCUUUUACACAGUUGUCAACCCAAUGUUGAACCCUCUGAUCUACAGCCUGAGGAAUAAAGAUGUGAAGGAGGCCUUCUGGAAAUUAGUAAACACAAAAAUCGCAUUUCAUUGA